AUGUCUAAUCACUCUUAUGAAGGAGAUUUCAAAGGCCCAAUUCCACCUCUUCUUAGCAGUAGAGUAGGAAAUUAAGAUGGAGAUUAUUAAUCUAUAAGUCUAAGCAGUUUGAAUGCACUAUCUCCUCGACUUUUCCUAAAUUCAUAGACCAGUCUAAAUAAAAAGCCAGAGAUUCCAUCUAUGGUAAGUGAGAAUGUGGGAUCUUUAAAUUUGAAGCCAAAAUUUCUUAAAAUUAUCAUAGCUAAAAGCUUGUAAAAUAAUUUCAUAAAAAACCUAUACAAUCGUUCUUAUGUUAGAUAAUUGCAUUAAUUAACAUAAUAUUAAAUUUCCUAAUUAGAUGAUCUUUAAUUGAGAACAGACACAAAUGAGGUAAAUAAGAGUUAUUAACUUUUUGGAUUUAUAGAUGUUUUCACACCAUAUAGCAAAUUUCUUAUAUUUUGGGAUUUAUUUUAAAUAUUGACCUAUUUUUUAAUAUUUUUUUGGUUGCCCUUUAAGAUUUCAUUUUAGAUUUAUCAUCUAAGUGAAUUAUAUUCUGAAUAAGAAAAUCUAACAGCUGAAAUUAUAUUGAUGAUUAUUUUAUGUUUAGACAUAGGUGUUGGUAUGAACAUAGCAUUUAUUAAUAAAGGAUAGUUAAUUAAAGAUCGUUAAAAAGUAAUAAGGAAUUAUUUUUAGAAGAAUGCAUUUGUUGAUUUAGUAUUAAUUUAUAAUUUAUUUUUGCGGUUUCAUUUGUAACAAUCACAAUUUAGUUUUUUUUACCUAGUUUGAGCUCAAAAGAUUUUGAAAUAAUAAUGAUAGAAAUAAUAUUGUGUCUAAUAUUUUGUAUACUAAGAGUAACAAAAAUAAACAAAAUAUUAGCCUAAUUAUAAGAGUAAUUAAUUUAUAAUAUGAGAAAGAUUUUUCAAUUUAAGUAUAAUGAUGAAUGAUAUAGUUAAUUUGAUGAAAGUAUUGUUGGUGAUUGUUAGUGUAGUUCAUAAUUUUGGUUGUCUUUGGCAUGGAAUAGCUAAUUUUAGUUAAUCAUAUUCUUGGCUUGAUGCAUAUAAUAUGAGAGAAAAAUAAAUAGCAUCAAAAUAUAAUGUGGCAAUUUAUUGGGCAACAAUGACUAUGACUACAGUUGGAUAUGGAGACAUUACAGCUAAAAAUGAUUUAGAACUUUUAAUAAAUAAUCUUACUAUGUUUAUUGGAUCAAUUGUUUUUGCUUAUUCAGUUAACAGUAUUGGUAUUUUAGUUACAAACAUUUAUAAAAGCUCAAUGGAAUAUAGUAAAACCGUUAGUCUUAUAAAUAAAUUUAUGGUAAAGAAUAAGAUUUAAUAUGAUUUAUAAACUAAAAUUAGGAGCUAUUUGGAAUAUAUUUGGAAAGAAGAGUAAGAAUAAAAUGACGAUGAGGUAGGUGAUAUUGUGAGUAAAUUAAGUAAGCAAUUAUAGGAAGAAUUGAGAUUUUAAUUAAGAGGAAAUAUUUUGAGAAGAUGCAAAAUAAUGGUUAAGACAUUUUCAGAGUCUUUAGUAAAACAUCUAUUGUAAUAUAUGGAAGAAUAAUCUUAUUCUCCAGAUGAACGGAUUAUAUCUGUAUUAUUUUUAUAAUUAUUUUUAGUUAAAUGAUUUGGAUGAUUGUGCUUUGUAUAUUAUAACAAAAGGAGAUGUAGAAUUAAUAUUUGAAAGUAUGGAAAUUAAUGAGAAAAUUAAAAGAAAUUCUUUUAAAAAUUAUACUUAAUAUGAUAGUUUUGGAGAGUUGUCAUUUUUCACUGGUAAUCCUAGAACAGCAACUGCAAUUUCAAGAGGCUUUACAAGAGUAUUUAAAAUUAAAAGACAAAUCUUUCUUGAUGUCUUAAAGAGUUAUCCAGAUGAUCAAGAGAAAUAUUUUGCCAUCAGAGAUCAAAUAAAUUUUGGAGAUUACACUCCAUUAUUAUUACAAUGUUUUAGUUGUUAGAGUAAUACACAUUUGAUCUCUAAUUGUAAUUAUGUUCAUUUUUGUAUUGAUAAAGAAAGAGUAAUUAAAUAAGAACUUUAUCCUAUCAAACAAGAACGAAAUAAAAAAUAUUUUAGAUUACAAAAAAAAAUUAAUUCUAAAAUUAAUCUAACACUCAAUUAAGUUAAGGCUGUUAAUUAUAUUAAUGAUUUUAGAUUGAAAUAGACUGAAGAUCUUGAUUCACCUAAUUAAGCUUUGUAUGAGUAUGAUUUUUUUGAAGAUGACGAACAAAUAGAAUAAAGUAACAAUAUAAAUGUGAUUAGUUCAAGAUAUUAAAUCUUUAAUUGAUGUUAAACCUCAUUAAGAAGACAAUGAAUUUAAAUAAAUGUCUAUGAUGAGUUUUAAGAAAAACUUAAGUAAGACAGCUCUAUAAACAUUAUAAACUGCAGGAUUUGGAAUUUAAAAUGAUUUUAAUAAAGAACGUAUGAAUUUUAAGCAAAUAUAUUUUUAGCUUAGACUGUAUAGGAGAUAGAGAACUCAGAUGAAUCAUUAAAUAAUUUAGAUGUAAUUGAGCGGAUGCCUUCUAAACCUUCUAUAGUUUAUUAAAAUUUAAGGUCAGCUAGAAAGAAAUUAAAGACUUAAAGAAUUUCUACUGAAUAAAGAAUUCUUCAUAAUAACAGAACCUCUAUUGAUUAAAAAAUAGUUGGAAAUCAUAUAUAAUCUGAUUUAAUUAUCAAGACUCAUUCAAAUGCAAGCAAUAACAUCAAAUCUCGUAGAUCCUAAGCAUUUAGAACUCUGUCUAAUUAACGUAAUUAAACUGUGACAACAAAUCUUACUUAAUAAAAUUAAGCUUAAAGUUUAAUACAAUAGAAUGAAUUUCAUUUAGGAUUUGAGAAAAUUAAAAUUUAUGAAUUUUAUCAACCUUCAUAUAAUUAUGAUUAAGUUAUAAAGAGGUAAAAAGUAAUAUAAAAUAGAUAUUCAAAACUGCAGAAGUUUUUUGGUAAAAAGAGAUUACUGCCUGAAUUCUCAUUAUAUUCCUUUGUAUAUGAAACCAUUUAAAAAGGAGUUAAAUUACGUAGGAGGGGGGAACAAUAAAGAAUGAAGAAAUCUCCUAAUAUGUUGAACUUUUUUGUGAAGAAAACAUUACGAUAGAAUAUGGGUUUAACUCGUCAAUUAGAUUUUUUGAAAGAUUGA
Paramecium sonneborni is the source of this 3097-nucleotide messenger RNA. Lineage: Eukaryota; Ciliophora; Oligohymenophorea; Peniculida; Parameciidae. The record is from the annotation of a GenBank genome assembly.